Messenger RNA from Emericellopsis cladophorae, 1647 nucleotides. Its product is annotated as MFS transporter. Bases 1 to 1647 code for a protein of 548 amino acids. Gene Ontology annotation, cellular component: membrane. The record is from RefSeq and is a predicted model, not a curated record. Gene Ontology annotation, biological process: carbohydrate transport; transmembrane transport. Gene Ontology annotation, molecular function: carbohydrate:proton symporter activity. Lineage: Eukaryota; Fungi; Ascomycota; Sordariomycetes; Hypocreales; Bionectriaceae. The transcript has a single exon.
AUGACUGCUACCACCGACACCAAAGUCCCCCGGGACUCGACCACCACACCCUCCUCCGAGCACCAGGGCCAUGUCGAUGCCGCCCACCUCGCCCAAGAUGCCGCCCACGCCGCCGACGCGGAGCACAACAUGGGCAUCCUGGCCGCCGUCAGGCAGUACCCCAAGGCCAUCGGCUGGUCCAUGCUCCUCUCGUCCACCCUCAUCAUGGAGGGCUACGACCUCGCCCUGCUGGGCAACCUCUACGCCUCCCCCGUCUUCAACGAGAAGUACGGUGCCUGGUCCGAGGAGCAGGGCAAGCACGUCAUCAGCGCGGCCUGGCAGAGCGGUCUCUCCAACGGGGCGCGCGCCGGCGAGGUCAUUGGCCUCCUCAUUGCUGGUUGGAUCACGGACCGCUACGGCGCCAAGUGGACGACCAUUGGCUUCCUGUACAUGAUGAUCGGCACCAUCUUCGCCCUCUUCUUCGCCCCCAACGUCCAGAUCCUCGUCCUGGGCGAGGUCCUCUGCGGCAUCCCCUGGGGCGCCUUCCAGAGCGUCGCCGCCCAGUACGCGUCCGAGGUCUCGCCCGUCAUCCUCCGCCCGUACCUCACCACCUUUAUCAACAUGUGCUGGGUCAUUGGCCAGUUCUUCGCGGCCGCCGUCAGCCGCGGCUCCGUCGACUACCAGGACGCCCGCGCGUACCGGAUCCCCUUUGGCGUCCAGUGGCUCUGGCCCGUCCUCAUCCUCUGCGGUCUGCACUUUGCCCCCGAGUCGCCCUGGUGGUACGUCCGCAAGGAUCGCCACGAGGAGGCGCGCAAGGCCCUGCUCCGUCUCACCAACCAGAACGAUCCGCACUUCAACCCGGACGAGACGGUUGCCAUGAUCCAGCACACCAACGAGAUGGAGCGCCGCGCAAAGCAGGGCACGACGUAUCUAGACUGCUUCCGGGGCAUCGAUCUGCGCCGCACAGAGAUUGUCGUCGGCAUCUGGACGGUGCAGACGCUCGGUGGACAGAACCUCAUGGGUUACUACAGCUACUUUAUGAAGCAGGCCGGUCUCACGGAGAAGCAGGCAUUCUCCAUGUCCAUGGCCAACUCCGCGCUCGGCCUCGUGGGCACCGCCGGAUCCUGGUUCCUCAUGCACAAGAUUGGCCGCCGCACAAUUCACUUCUCCGGUCUGUCUGGCCAGCUCCUCAUCCUCCUCAUCGUCGGCAGCCUGUCCUUUGGUCAGGGCGGUUCCUUCUCCUGGGCCAUUGGCGGCAUGCUGAUCCUCUUCACCUUUGUAUACGACUUUGCCGUCGGGCCCGUCACCUACUCGCUCGUGUCGGAGCUAUCGUCGACCCGCCUCAAGGCCAAGACCAUUGUCCUCGCCCGCGCCGCGUACAACACCAGCAACAUCUUUGUCAACGUCAUGACCAACUACCAGCUCUCCUCCACCGCAUGGGACUGGGGCGCCAAGACGGCCUACUUCUGGGCCGGCACCUGUCUCGUGUCCUGCGUCUGGGUCUUCUUCCGUCUGCCGGAGCCCAAGGGCCGCACCUAUGCCGAGCUGGACAUGCUGUUUGCCAAGGGCAUCAACGCCCGCCGCUUUGCCGAGACAGAGGUCGAUCCCUACACGGCCGAGGCCACAGAAGGCAAGGAGGCCUUGACCACCGAGACGGAGAAGAUCUAG